AUGACGACGGCGGCGCGCCCCACCUGGGCGCCGGCCAAGGGCGGCAACGAGCAGGGGGGCACGCGCAUCUUCGGCCCCUCCCAGAAGUACUCCUCCCGCGACCUCGCCGCGCACACCUCCCUCAAGCCCAGGCUGAGGUUUGUUCCUACACGACUCACUAUUUUUGCCCAUGUGUACAGAAAAGACGGUCAACAGACCCAAGAGGAGUUACAGAAGAGGAACCUUAGGGAGGAACUUGAGGAACGUGAGCGCAAGCACUACUCUUCCAAGGAUAAGUCCUAUGCUGGUAUACCUACUUUCUCUGUCUCGUUCUUUUGUGUUUUCUGUACAGGAAGAAAGAGACCGACGGAAAAGUUCAAGCCAGCUACUCUUAGAAGGUUGGUGGAACGAACGCUGCAUCAAUAUCUGUUUAUGCUGUGGCUUAGUGACAACUUAUUCCUUUCUUGCUGUAACACUCAGGUUCAAAGAGAGGCCGAGGAUAAGAUAGUUCCACGAGAUAUUGAUGCAGAUGACUCCGAUGUGGAGCCUAAAAGUGAUGAUGAGAGCGAUGAAGAUGAUGACGAUGACGAUGACACUGAAGCUCUAAUGGCGGAGCUUGAGAGGAUUAAGAAAGAAAGAGCCGAGGAGAAGCUUAGAAAGGAGCGGCAACAAGCAGAAGAGGAGGCUAAGAUGAAGGAGGCUGAACUGAUGCGAGGAAACCCUUUGAUUAAUAUCAACAAUCCAGGCUCCUUCAGUGUUAAGAGAAGGUGGGAUGAUGAUGUGAUAUUUAAGAACCAGGCACGCGGAGAGACCAAGACACCGAAACGGUUUAUCAACGACACCAUCAGGAGUGAUUUCCACCGUAAAUUUCUGCAGAGGUACAUGAAGUGA
Messenger RNA from Miscanthus lutarioriparius, 870 nucleotides. Lineage: Eukaryota; Viridiplantae; Streptophyta; Magnoliopsida; Poales; Poaceae. The record is from the annotation of a GenBank genome assembly.